Molecule: messenger RNA, 6146 nt
Organism: Scleropages formosus (Asian bonytongue)
Lineage: Eukaryota; Metazoa; Chordata; Actinopteri; Osteoglossiformes; Osteoglossidae
Exons: 19
Coding region: 16-5655 (1879 amino acids)
Molecular function (GO): protein binding
Source: RefSeq, a predicted model, not a curated record
AGGAGCCUGUACAUCAUGUGUCACAUUCCAGUCUUCUGUUGGAUUUCAGCCACUGUUCUUGAGAGGCUCUUUAUUGAGGAACACAGUGGAGAAAUUCCCAAGACUCUCACUGAGAUGUACACACACUUCCUGAUAUUUCAGACCAGUCUGAAGAAUGAGAAGUAUCUGAAAAAACGAGAAACGGAGCCUCUGAAAUCUUUAGAACUGGAUAAAGAAUUUGUUCUGAAACUGGGGAAGUUGGCUUUCAACAGCCUUUCAACAGGAAAUCUCAUAUUUUAUGAGGGAGAUUUGAGAGAGUUUGGCAUUGAUGUCAGUGAAGCUUCAGUUUAUUCUGGAAUUUGUACAGAAGUGUUUAGACAGGAGAUUGGGUUUUAUGAGGGGAAAGUUUACUGCUUUGUACAUCUGAGUGUUCAGGAGUAUCUUGCCGCUUUACAUCAGUUUCUUUCAAAUACUGACCCUGAAAUGCUGAAGAAGACCGUAGAUCAGGCCUUAGAGAGCAAGAAUGGACACUUGAACCUCUACCUCCGCUUCCUUCUUGGCCUUUCAAUGGAAUACAGUCAAAAGCUUUUAAAAAGACUACUAACACAGACAGAGAAGAGAUCUUGUAACAUUCUAGAAAUAAUCCAAUACAUUAAGAAAUUAAUUAAGGAUAGUCUUUCCCCAGAGAAGACAAUAUAUCUCUUCCAGUGUCUGAAUGAACUGAAUGACAGUUCUCUGGUAAAGGAAAUACAGAAUUACCUGAACAAAAUAUGUGAUUUAGAAAAAGACAUCUGUUGCACAGAAUGGUCAGCACUGGCCACUGUAUUUUUGAUGUCAGUAGAGGAAUUGGAUAUGUUGAACCUGACAAACUGCACCUUACAUGAUGAUGGUCUUCAGAGGAUGGCGCCUGUGAUCCAUGUCUCAAGAACUGCUCUGUUGAAAAGGUGUUUUCUCACUGAAAGUUGCUGUGAAGCUUUGGCCUCAACUCUGAAUUCAGACUCAAAUUUGAGAGUGUUAGACCUGAGUAACAAUGACCUGUGGGACUCAGGAUUGGAACUGCUCUCUGCUGGACUGGGAAACCAACACUGUAAACUGGAGACACUGAGAUUGUCGGCCUGCAGAGUCAGAGAGGGAGGCUGUGCUUCCCUGGCUUCAGCUCUGUGUUCGAACCCCUCACACCUGAAAGAGCUGGAUUUCAGCUACAAUCACCCAGGGGACUCAGGAGUGAAGCUGCUCUCUGAUCCACUGCAGGAUCCCACCUGUAAACUGGAGACACUGAGGCUGAAGAUGUGUGGACUCACAGAGAGAUGCUGUGAAGCUCUGGCCUCAGUUCUUACAUCAAACUCCUCACACCUGAGAGAGCUGGACUUGAGUGACAAUGACCUGCAGGACUCAGGAGUGAAACUGCUCUCUAUUGGACUGGGGAACCAACAGUGUAAACUGGACACACUGAGACUGUCUGGCUGUUGUGUCUCAGAGAGAGGCUGUACUUCUCUGGCUUCAGCCCUGUGUUCGAACCCCUGUUCCAACCUGAGGGAGUUGGAUCUGAGCUACAAUGACCCAGGGGACUCAGGAGAGAAGCUGCUCUCUGAUCUACAGCAGGAUCCCACCUGUAAACUUGAGAUACUCAAUGUGGGCCAUGGUGGAAAAUGCAGGAUCAGACCAGGGCUCCUCAAAUACUCCUGUCAGCUGACACUGGACCCCAACACAGCAAACACACACCUGUACCUGUCUGAGGACAACAGGGAGGUGAUGUGGAGUAGAAAGAAACUGUUAUAUCCUGAUCAUCCAGAGAGAUUUGAUUGUUGGGCUCAAGUUCUGUGUGUAGAGAGUCUGUCUGGUCGCUGUUACUGGGAAGUUCAGUGGCAUGAAGAUGAGGCUCGUAUUGGAGUGACUUAUAAAGGAAUCAGUAGGAAAGGAGAUAGUGUUGACUGUGUGCUUGGAUACAAUAAAAAGUCCUGGGUUCUCUUCUGCUCUGAUAAGAGUUAUUAUGUCAUUCACAAUAACAGACGUGCCGUCAUACCUGUACACCCAUCCUCCCACAGGAUAGGAGUGUAUCUAGACUCAGCAGCUGGGACUCUAUCCUUCUAUAGUGUCUCCUCUGAUGAAUUGACCUUCUUGUAUAGGUUCACGUCUGAGUUUAAUGAAACCCUCUAUCCUGGAUUUUGGGUUUGCGGCUCAGUGUCUUUGUUUCCCGUUCAAAACCUGGAGAUGGAGGAUCCUGUCUCUGAAAUCGGUGCCUCUACGGACUGUAAAAAGGGGGGUGCGGGUUCAGGAAAGACCCCCAAGAGUGUCCAGCAGGAGAGAUCAGUGUCACCCACACCUAGCUGUGUAUCCAUGAAGAGCAACAGAUCAAUUCAACCACCAACAAACUUCAAGGAGGGAGAAUUGCCUACAUGUCAAAGUGUCCAGCAAGAGAGAUCAAUGUUACCUCCACCCAGUGGUUUUUCUCUGAAGAGUGAUGGGUCCAUGCAGGCAGUGAACAACUUCAGGGAUGGAGAACUUCCUGCGGCUCAAACUGAGGAGGAGACAUCAGUCUCACCUGUAUUCAGUUGUAUAUCCAUGAAGAGUGAUCGGUCAAUGCAUCCACCAAACUACUUCAAGGAGGGAGAAUCAUCUACCCAUGAAAGUGUCCAUCAGGAGGGAGCAGUCUCACCUGUACCUACUGAUGAACUCCUAAAGACAUGUCAGUCAAAACUCAAAUCCCAUCUGAAGAAGAAUUUUGACUGUGUAUUUCAAGGACAAGCUAAGCAAGGAGACCCAACCCUUCUGAAUGAUAUUUACACAGAGCUCUACAUAAGUGAAGGUGGUACUGGUGGGAUCAGUGAUGAACAUGAAGUGAGACACAUUGAGAGAGCACUCAAGAAACCAGCUAUACAAGAAACUACAAUGAAAUACAGUGAUAUUUUUACAGCCUUGCCUGGAAAAGCAACACAUAUAAGAACUGUGAUGACACUGGGGAUUGCAGGUAUUGGGAAAACAGUGACUGUGCACAAAUUUAUUCUUGACUGGGCAGAAGGAAAAGAAAAUCAAGACAUCAAUUUCAUAUUUCCUCUUCCUUUCCGAGACCUAAAUUUGAAAAAGGAUAAAGACUUCUGUCUGAUCCAACUGCUUCAUGACUUUCUCCCAGAAGUCAAAGAGUUUGGACUCACUCAACUUUUUCAUUCCAAAGUCUUGUUUGUCUUUGAUGGUCUGGAUGAGUGUCGCCUUCCUCUAGAUUUUAAGAACGAUGAGAUCUGCUCUGAUGUAACAAAGACAACAUCACUGGAUGUGUUGUUGACCAACCUCAUGAAAGGGAAUCUGUUUCCUUCUGCUCUCAUCUGGAUAACUUCCCGACCAGCGGCCGCCAGUCUGAUCCCUCCUGAGUGUGUUCAUCGCGUAACAGAGAUACGAGGGUUCAAUGACCCUCAGAAGGAUGAAUACUUCACAAAGAGAUUCAGUGAUGAGAAUCUGGCUAAGAGGAUCAUUGCACAUGUGAAGUCAUCAAGGAGCCUCUACAUCAUGUGUCACAUUCCAGUCUUCUGCUGGAUUUCAGCCACUGUUCUCGAGAGGCUCUUUGUCGAGGAGCACAGUGGAGAAAUUCCCAAGACUCUCACUGAGAUGUACACACACUUCCUGAUAUUUCAGACCAGUUUAAAGAAUGCGAAGUAUCUGAAAAAACAAGAAACGGAGCCUCUGAAAUCUUUAGAGGCAGAUAAGGAUUUUGUUUUGAAACUGGGAAACUUGGCUUUCAACAACCUUAAAAACGGAAAUCUAAUAUUUUAUGAGGAAGAUCUGAGAAAGUUUGGCAUUAAUGUCAAUGAAGCUUCAGUGUAUUCUGGAGUGUGUACAGAAGUGUUUAGAGAAGACUUUGGGUUCUAUGAGGGGAAGGUUUACUGCUUUAUACAUCUGAGUGUUCAGGAGUAUCUUGCUGCUUUACAUCAGUUUAUGGCAAAUACUGAGCCUGACCUGCUGAAGAAAACAGUGGAUCAAGCUUUAGAGAGCAAGAAUGGACACUUGAACCUCUACCUCCGCUUCCUUCUUGGCCUUUCAAAGGAAUGCAGUCAAAACCUUUUUAAAGGACUACUGACACAGAGGAAAAUGUCUUGUAACAUUACAGAAAUAGUGGAAUACAUUAAUUCAAGGAUCUAUGAAAACCUCUCUCCAGAGAAGACCAUUUAUCUCUUCCACUGCCUGAAUGAACUGAAUGACAGCUCUCUGGUGGACAAAGUACAAAAUUACCUGAACAGGGAAUGUCUUUCAGAAAAGGACAUGAAACUCACGGAGUGGUCAGCUUUGGCCUAUGUGUUGAUGAAAUCAGCAAAGGAAAUGGAUAUAUUAAACCUGAAAAACUGCACUUUAUGUGAUGAAGGUCUUCAGAGGAUGCUGCUAGUGAUCCAGGUCUCCAGAACUGCUCUGCUGAAUAGUUGUUCUCUCACUGAGAGAUGCUGUGAAGCGUUGGCUUCAAUUCUGAAUUCAGACUCGAACCUGAGAGUUUUAGACCUGAGUGACAAUGACCUGCAGGACUCAGGAGUGGAACUUCUCUCAGUUGGACUGGAGAACCAACAGUGUAAACUGGACACACUGAGACUGUCCAACUGUAAACUCACAGAGGGAGGCUGUACUUCUCUGGCUUCAGCUCUGCGUUCGAACCCCUGUUCACAUCUGAGAGAGCUGGAUCUGAGCUACAAUGACCCAGGGGACUCAGGAGUUACUCUGCUCUCUGAUCUACUGCUAGAUCCCACUUGUAAACUGGAGACAGUAAGGCUGAAGAUGUGUGGACUGACAGAGAGAUGCUGUGAAGCUCUGGCCUCAGUUCUUACAUCAAACUCCUCACACCUGAGAGAGCUGGAUUUGAAUAACAAUGACCUGCAGGAUUCAGGAGUGGAACUGCUCUCUACUGGACUGGGGAACCAACAGUGUAAACUGGACACACUGAGACUCUCUGGCUGUUCUAUCAGAGAAGGAGGCUGUGCUGCUCUGGCUUCAGCUCUGCAUUCAAACCCCUCUUCACACCUGAGAGAGCUGGAUCUGAGCUACAAUCACCCAGGAGACUCAGGAGUGAAGCUGCUCUCUCAUCUACUGCAGGAUCCCACCUGUAAACUAGAGGCACUCAAUGUGGACCAUGGUGGAGAGUGCAGGAUAAGACCAGGGCUUCUCAAAUACUCCUGCCACCUCACAUUGGAUCCCAACUCAGCAAACACACACCUGUAUCUGUUUGAGGACAACAGGAAGGUGACAUGGAGGAGUGAGAAACAGCAAUAUCCUGAUCAUCCAGACAGAUUUGACUGUUUUCCUCAAGUUCUGUGUGCAGAGAGUCUGUCUGGUCGCUGUUACUGGGAGGUUCACUGGAGUGGAUAUGGAGCUGUAAUAGGAGUGACUUAUAAAGGAAUCGGGAGGAAAGGAAACAGUGAUGACUGUGGAAUUGGAGACAAUGACAAGUCCUGGAUUCUGAGCUGCUGUGGUGGGAGUUACUCCGUCUGGCACAAUAACAGGGAGACUGCAAUACCUGUACCCAUCUCCCACAGAUUAGGAGUGUAUGUGGACUGUGUGUCCGGCACUCUGUCCUUCUACAGCAUCUCCUCCGGUAAACAGACCCUCCUGUACAGGUUCACCUCCACAUUCACUGAGGCCCUCUGUCCUGCUUUUGGGGUUUAUUCCAUGGGCUCUUUGGUGUCGCUGUGUGAGAUGGAGUAAACACACACACACACACACACACACACACACACUCUCACUCCUCGGUGACUAAUAGCAGUGCUGCGUGUGUCUCUGAUAUUCCUCUGUGUAAAACUCCCUUGUCUAAAAAGUUGUUGGGUUGGUCUCUGUGUCCUCUGUGUCCAACUUUUGCUAAAGUUUGGGUCUGAGUGCAGUUUCUGGUGUUCUGAAUGAGGUGUCAGCUCCUGUUCAAAAAACGUGAGAAAAAAACUUUAAAAUCCGUGUUGUUUUUUGCCUUUCAAAUUCGUUCCCGCUUGAAAAAGACAUAAAAGUUUAUUAUUUUUAUUUUCCAAAUCUGAUAUUUACAAUUGUGCUAUUAAUAUUAAUGAAUAUUCAGUUACCGGCCAGCAUGGUGGCACAGUGAGUAGCGCUGCUGUUUCACAGUCCCUGAGUGCUGUGAGAGAACAUAAGUUCGAUCCCUGCUUAGUCGGUGUGGAGUUUGCAUGUUCUCUCCAUGUCUGCAUGAGUUUCCU